AUGCCGGAAUACAAAAGUGCAGACACACAAAAGUCCCUGUCCUUGGACCUCGAUUACUGGCUCACCGAGGAUGGGUUUUUCGACCUAGAGGAUACAGAGUCUAUGGAGGAUGAUGACAGUUUUUGGGAUGAGUACCUGGAUGAGGAUGAGGAUGAGAAAACACUUUUGCCAAUGUAUCCAUUUAAAGAUUCAUUUGUGGAAGAGGAAGUGUAUCUAAAAGAAAAGGAGUUUCAGAAGCAUCUGCAAAAGGGCUCGGAUAGCUUCAUUCAAGGAACCAUUUUGAACACCUUAAUGAAUGAUACUUUUGACAGGAACCAAGAGGAAACCCUUGAAUCUAUUUCCAGCACCUAUGACUCCAUGUUUAUGGAGAUACUCAAUGAGCUGGCAGUCCAUCACAAACUGGAAGAGGACUUGGACAUGCCCCAGAGUAAGAUCAUGGAGAGCAACAGUAAAAGGAAGCUGGGAAUCUUGUUGAAAAAAAGUUUUGAAAAAUACAGACAAACACUUUUAUGGAUUGUGAAAAAACGUAGAGGUCAGAAGCUGCCAGACAGCACCACCACUACAUUCAUGAUAUCGGAUAUACUGGCGACUGAGAAAGCUGAGGCAGAAAGACUCUUAGAGCGCUCUGCUCUCCAGAGGAGAUUAGUACCAGACAAAGAAUGGAUACAGACAGCGCUGAAGGAACAUGAAGGUGACGGACAAUCAAUUCCCUACCAUAGUGGGAUACCCUUCAACAUUUUUUUUCCUGAUGGCACAGGUCAAAUAUACUAUCCGUCAGGGAACCUGGCUCUUCUCAUCUCCUACAGUUCAGUCACAAAGGUGACGUAUAUUGUUCUGGAAGACUGUGUAGAUACAAAGAUCCGAGGCUUUGCCAACAGUUCUGGCCAUGUCACCUUCAACGACGAGACGGGAAAGCUAUGGUUGAGCCUGAGCAAAAUCCUAGGCUACUACUUCCCUAUAAACAAGCCUCAUAAGGCCUGGAACUGGUGGAACCUGAGCUUGCAUGUUCAUGCGCCCCCUGUGGCAUGCAUCACUCUGAAACUCAACAAGUACAUCCACAUAGAAGUAAAGAACCAGGACACAGUCAUGUUCUACUUCUGCAGCCCCAAACAGAAGCGGAUUUGUUUUAACAUGGGCGCCAGGUUCAAGUCAGUAAGACCGAAAAUACUUCAAGCCAUGAAGAGGAAGUCAGUCCUGGAGACAGACCCCCGCCCAAUGUCAUGGAAGAUCCAAGCCCUUCUGGGAAAAAUAAGUAGGCAGCUGAGUCUCUCCACCCUGUCUGAGUUGGAAGACUUCAUAGCAGUCACCCAGGUGGCACUCGAGGACCUCAAUGCAAAGAAAUCAAGAAUCUGGUCCUAG
This is a messenger RNA of Psammomys obesus (fat sand rat), 1359 nucleotides long. RefSeq names its product glutamate rich 6B (gene Erich6b). The record is from RefSeq and is a predicted model, not a curated record. The transcript is spliced from 10 exons. NCBI's taxonomy places the organism in Eukaryota, Metazoa, Chordata, Mammalia, Rodentia, Muridae. The coding region runs from base 1 to 1359 and encodes 452 amino acids.